Fonticula alba is the source of this 3156-nucleotide messenger RNA. RefSeq lists its product as hypothetical. Gene Ontology annotation, molecular function: 1-phosphatidylinositol-4-phosphate 3-kinase activity; 1-phosphatidylinositol-3-kinase activity. The record is from RefSeq and is a predicted model, not a curated record. The transcript has a single exon. Bases 1 to 3156 code for a protein of 1051 amino acids. Lineage: Eukaryota; Rotosphaerida; Fonticulaceae. Gene Ontology annotation, cellular component: cytoplasm; plasma membrane; phosphatidylinositol 3-kinase complex. Gene Ontology annotation, biological process: phosphatidylinositol-3-phosphate biosynthetic process; cell migration; phosphatidylinositol 3-kinase/protein kinase B signal transduction.
AUGACCUCCACCGGGCGCCGGGUGCGCGGGCAGACCGAGGCCCAGCGCCUGGCUGCCCGUGAGCUCCGCCACAGCGAGCUCCUGCUCAACAAGCGCAUCAGCCAUCUGAUCGACUUUGGCCUGUAUCGGUUUGUGCAAACCACCGAUCGCGAGGUGCUCACCUUCCGCCGACGGAUGGUGGGCCUCCGGUGGCGUGCGCUGGCCCAGCGUGCCGGCCGGCAUCUCCACGAGGGAGCCGAUGGCUCCUCCUCGGCCACCCAUGCCAGCCCGCGCAUUCAUCCGGCCGAUUACAUGACCGAGCCCUUCCUCGACACAUUGCCCUUUGACCUGGAGCCGCACAUUGCCCAGGGGUCCAGCCCGGCACUGGCCGUGACUGAUGCCACGGACACCGCUCCCCGGCGGGCGGUCAUCCGGCUGAAUGUCAUGGUCGGCUCGGUCAACCGGGCCGUCUUGGCCCAAGUAGACGAGACCGUGGACCAGCUGAUCACCAACAAUGUGCUGAAGUUCUGGCGCAAGCUCAGCCUCCCGGAGGACAGCACCUGCGACGAUUAUGUCCUGAAGCUGGCCGGCUCGGCGGACUACCUGGGUGGACCGCAUCCCUUGCUGUCGUUCGAGGCCAUCCGUCGGGCCGUGAGCCGGCGCGAGUCCAUCGUCGUCCGGCUCCUGCCAAAGGGCGAUCUCCUGACCCAGGACAGCCAGUGGACCGAGAACUGGGACCUCAUCGAGGACACGGUCGGCCGGGCGGGCACCCAUCAGCAGCUUUCCUCGCUGGACCGGGCUCCGGAAGACAUUCGGACCCUCUCCCUGUGGGAUCUCCAUCAGCCGCUGCGUGUGCGCGUCCUUGGCCUGGACAACUUGAGUGCCGCCCUUGCGGCCGGUGCGGCGGCCGCCGCGGCCGCCGACAAGUCGCUCCCCGCCCUGGAGCAGGUGUAUGUCGAGGCGGCCCUCUACCAUGGGGGCGAGCUGCUGGGCAUCACCUCGGCCGCCGGGGAUGAUGAGCUUGCCGUGCGCGAGGCGGCCACUCGGCGGUCCGUGCGCCGGACGACCUUCGCCGCGGUUGGCUCUCAGCUCAGCGGCCCGGGCGGGCCCGGGCUCGGCCACAUCCGGUGGGACUCCUGGCUGACCUUCGGCGUGCGUUUGCAGGACCUCCCGCGUGCGACACGCCUCUGCCUGACGGUCUACGGCCGGGCCGGGUCGGGCACCGGGUCGGGCACGGCCAUUCCCCUGGGCUGGGUGAAUUUCCUACUGAUGGACUCGGCCGGGCAGCUGGCCCAGGGGGUCAUCGGUGGAUUGCAUCUGUGGCCCUCGGAGGCGGCCAAUCCCAUUGGCUGCUGCGUGCCGAACCCCUGCCCGGAUGCGGCCAAGCGCUUCACCCUCUACCUCCAGCUGGAUGAGUAUUCGGUGCCGGUCAUGCAUCCGGACGAGUUGCCGGGAUUGGAUUUGGCCCCGAAGACCGGCGACAUUUCUCCCGAGGGCACGGAAGCCGCCACCCUGGCGAUGGGGGACGGGCCGAAGCCGGCCCCGGUGCCGGAGGCCAUUGAGCAGCCGGCUCCGGCCGAGCUGGCCAUCCUCGAGCGCGUCCGCCAGAUGGACCCCCUGAGCAAGUUGGAUCCCGGAACCAAGCGCCUGGUGUGGCGGCACCGGCGGUUCCUGCGUCAACGCUACCCGGACGCCCUGCCGAAGCUUCUCCUGUCGGCUCCCUGGGACCGGCAGGCCGAUGUCGCCGAGGCCCGGGAACUGGUGGCCAAUUGGCCGCGCCUGGAGCCGGAGGCGGCGCUCGAGCUGUUGGAUGCCAACUUUGCUGAUGCCCAUGUGCGGGCCUUUGCCGUGGCGCAUCUGGCGCAUUUGGACAAUGCGGUUCUGGUGGACUUCCUGGUGCAGCUGAUCCAAGUUUUGAAGUAUGAGCCUUACCAUGAUUCGGCCCUGGCGCGGUUCCUCCUUCGCCGGGCUUUGGCCAGUCGCCGAGUGGGCCACCAUUUCUUCUGGCACCUGCGGGCCGAGAUGCACUGGCCCGAGAUCCAGGUUCGCUUUGCCCUGUAUCUGGAGACCUACUUGCGCGGGGCCGGGUCCUAUUUGCGGCACCUGGAGCGGCAGAGCAAUGUCAUCGGGCAUUUGGCGCGCGCGGCGCUGGCCAUCAAGCCGGCCAAGAAUUCCGAGCGUCGGGCCAUCCUCCAUCGGCACUUGGCGGACUUGGCGCCGGGUGUGAUGGGCGCCGGCAUGGAGGCCCCCUUCGAGCUGUCGCUGAACCCCCGUUGGGAAGCAUCCGGCGUGCUGGUCGACCGGUGCAAGUUCAUGGGCUCCAAGAAGCUUCCCCUGUGGCUGGUAUUCGAGAAUGCCGAUGCUCCGCAUGGGCCGCCGCACCAUGUCAUCUUCAAGUCCGGCGACGAUUUGCGCCAGGAUAUGCUCACCCUGCAGAUGAUUGGCCUGAUGGACAAGAUGUGGAAGCGCCAUGGGCUGGACCUGCGCAUGCUGCCAUACGGGUGCAUUUCUCUCGGCGAUCAGGUCGGCAUGAUCGAAGUGGUCCUCAAUGCCGAAACCGUGUCCGACAUUCAGUUCAUGUAUGGCGGCUCGACGGCCGCCUUCCGGGAGACGCCGAUCGCCGACUGGCUCCGGGGGCUGCACAAGAAUGAGGAGGACUACAUGAAGGCGGUGGACAACUUCACCCUUUCCUGUGCCGGCUACUGUGUGGCCACCUACAUCCUGGGCAUCGGCGACCGUCACAAUGACAACAUCAUGGUCACCACGUCCGGGCAGCUGUUCCACAUUGAUUAUGGCCACUUCCUGGGCAACAUCAAGCGCAAGUUCGGCUGGAAGCGCGAGCGGGCUCCCUUCGUCCUGACGCCGGACUUUGUCUAUCUGAUGGAGACCAAGUGUCCGAAUGAGUUCGAGCGCUUCCAGGAUCUCUGUGUCCAGGCCUACCUGAUUGUCCGUCGUGAUGCCCGGCUCUUCUUGAAUCUUUUUGCCAUGAUGCUGUCUACCGGCAUCCCGGAGCUCAAGCAUGCCGAUGACAUUGGGUAUCUGCGUGAUGCCCUUUGCCUGGACUUGUCCCCGGAGGAGGCGGCCGCCGAAUUCCGCUCUCUCAUCAGCGAGUCCCUUCGUCUUGGCUGGUCGACCCAGCUCAAUUGGCUCAUUCACAACUUGGUGCACCAGCGGUGA